Molecule: messenger RNA, 1074 nt
Organism: Mugil cephalus (flathead mullet)
Lineage: Eukaryota; Metazoa; Chordata; Actinopteri; Mugiliformes; Mugilidae
Product: histone H3.3A
Exons: 4
Coding region: 141-551 (136 amino acids)
Cellular component (GO): nucleosome
Molecular function (GO): structural constituent of chromatin; DNA binding; protein heterodimerization activity
Source: RefSeq, a predicted model, not a curated record
UCACGACAGUGUAUUAAUACUCGGCCUCGUCGUCUUCCUCCAGACAGAAAUCGUCUUCGUAUAAGGAGGUUGUUACGAACGAAGUGUCGCCUGCGGCAUUUAUAAAGUUUUAUCUACCGACGACGUAAAGUUAGUAGGAGAUGGCCCGUACCAAGCAGACCGCCCGUAAAUCCACUGGAGGUAAAGCUCCGAGGAAGCAGCUCGCUACCAAGGCGGCCAGGAAGAGCGCCCCCUCCACCGGCGGAGUGAAGAAGCCCCAUCGUUACAGGCCCGGCACUGUGGCCCUGAGGGAGAUCCGUCGUUACCAGAAGUCCACCGAGCUGCUGAUCCGCAAGCUGCCCUUCCAGCGCCUGGUGAGAGAAAUCGCCCAGGACUUCAAGACCGAUCUGCGCUUCCAGAGUGCUGCCAUCGGAGCUCUUCAGGAGGCCAGCGAGGCUUACCUGGUGGGCCUGUUUGAGGACACUAACCUGUGCGCCAUCCACGCCAAACGUGUCACCAUCAUGCCCAAAGACAUCCAGCUGGCUCGCAGGAUAAGGGGAGAGAGGGCCUGAGCGACCGACGGCGACGGGGUCCUAUUUAUCAUGCAUAACCAUUUUGUGGACAUUUUUUGUUUUUCGGGUUUUUAUAAGUUCUCCUUGAAUUUUGUAUUUUAGAUGAGACGAAACGUCGACCAUUCCACACGCCCGACUACACUUUAGGGUAGAGUGUCUACAUAUUUCCACCAUGGCUCAUUAUUAUACUAGAUGUACAUUACUGCACCACUCGUGGGUGUUCCUUCUGGGGAUGGAGUAGUCUUUGAAGUGAGCACAAGAUCUUCACAUCUUCCACGGGAGGGGACGGGUUUCUUUAGCCAUCUACCAUUUAUCUCAAUGCCAGCCGGUCGUGCUCAACUCACAGCAGUGUCAGGGUAUUGGCUACCUCUAUACUUGGGUGACACGGAGCACGGCAGACCCCUCUGUAUUUUCUGGACAGCUUUUUACAUGUUUUUCCAACAUAAAAUCUUGGCAGCUACAUUUAAUACUAUUUAUGAACUGUUGUCACAUGUCUUUCUAUUAAAGGUCUUUAUGAGUAGAA